Molecule: messenger RNA, 4307 nt
Organism: Myripristis murdjan (pinecone soldierfish)
Lineage: Eukaryota; Metazoa; Chordata; Actinopteri; Holocentriformes; Holocentridae
Product: G2/M phase-specific E3 ubiquitin-protein ligase-like
Exons: 15
Coding region: 328-2457 (709 amino acids)
Molecular function (GO): ubiquitin-protein transferase activity
Source: RefSeq, a predicted model, not a curated record
UGGAAGGCCAACAUCACCUUGGAAAUAUUGGAGGUACAUUUUGGUGAGAUCACAGAGGGAACAGGAAGGGCAAGUAGCCAAAGGAGAGUGGCAAGGAGACAGAAAAGAAGAAAAAAGGCAAAAUAAAGGAAAAUAGAGAGUGUAUUGAUCGCAACAGAGGCAAAGCAAAACAAAAGCAAGGACUAAAAAAGACAAGGAGUAAGAAAAAAGAGGGACAUCAAGGUAAAUAAAGGCAGAUUGUUGCAAUAAAAGGCAGAACAAAAAAACAAGAAAACAAGAAAUAAAACAAGAAGAAGAACAGGUUUGGAGUCGGAGUCCUCAGAGAGGAUGAGGUUGUUGGAGAGGAGGCCAGCCGUGCUGGUCAUCACAGAAAGCAUUGAGAUGGAGCUGUUCACCUCAGAGGAGUCCUACACCGUGGUGCCAACGCAGGAGGAUGAACACAACUUUUGCCAGAGGUACCUGGAGCAUCCUCUGGUCCCUGAAACCGAGGAGGAGGAUUCAGAGCCUCAGGUCCAGGUCCAGGUCCAGCCCAAGCCACAAGCCAAGCCCAGCACAGCACCCGCCCCCAGGGCCGCCGAGGCCGAGGACUACUGCUUUGUCCCAGGCUCAAUGGAGGAAAUAGAGAUCGAAAUGGAGGUGUUCCCUCCCAUCAGGGUGUCUGAGAGCGAGGUCGUGGAGAUAAAUUCAGACCAUCCCUCCAUAAUGACUCCACCAUCUCAGGCAGCCUCGCCAAACAGAACCAGGCGUCUGAAGUGGAGGAGGCUCGCCCCGGAGAAGACGGGACUGGUGGUCAAAGAUGUAAUCUGUCUACCCAGAGGACACUGCCCGGCACUGCUAGAUAGACAUAUUGUUCCACGAGGCAAAGAACAAGCAGCUCUUGUUGCCAUGGGGAUGACUGCUCGCAUCACUAUCGACUAUGGCUGGUCAGCCAAUCAGAUGGAGAGUAGGCUGGCGGUGCUGUUCCGUCGGCAGUUUGUAAGACAGCCGGGACAAAGGUUCUCCUUCACGUAUCUUCAGUGUGUGCAGGGCUCCAGGGUGCUGUUUGUCCCAGACGCCCCUACUGAGGGCUGGACAGGGGAGCAGGUCCUCAGGCUCUGUGGACAUGGACUGCUGUACAUCCUCAGCCACCACGACUUCCCCCAGGCAGAGUCUGACUGUUCAGCAAGCAAAACAUCAGAGGUGAACAAUAAGGACUUUUGUCUGGAGGCAAGCACAGAGAGCUGCCUUGAGGACGAAAACCAGCUGUGGAGAGAGACCCAGCGUCGUGUUCGCCGAACCACAGAGGAGUUCACCUUAGACCUCGCCACCGUUCUGCGGCUGUUCAGACAAGAGAACAUGGAUGUUGAUGUUCAGACGCACGUCCACGUGAGAAGGAGGGAUCUGCUCCACAGCGCUCUGAAGGUGCUGAGGAGACCAGGUUUCUGCUUCAGAACCACACCCGUCAUCUCCUUCUCUGGAGAAGAGGCGGACGGCCACGAGGGGCCUCUCAGAGAGUUCUUCAGACUGGCUCUGCUCGAGCUGCAGCAGAGCUCUGUCUUCGAGGGUCAUCAAGGGCACCUCUUCUUGACCUAUGAUCUUACAUCUCUGGAAGACAGGAAGUACUAUGAAGCGGGGGUUCUGAUUGGCUGGUCUCUAGCUCAGGGUGGGCCCGGUCCUCGUUGUCUACACCCUGUUCUCUACCAGUUAAUGUGUGGCCACAAUCCCCCUCUGGAAGACUUUGACUGCAGAGACAUUGUGGAUGCUGAAACACAGAUCAGACUGCAGCAGCUUAAAAAUUGUACCAGUGUUAAGCUACUGCCGGCCAGUGUGUGUGACUGGGUGGCAAGCUGUGGGAUCCCUGGAAUCUAUUCUGCACGUUCUGCUGACCUCUCAGCUAUUUAUUCUCACCUGGUCAAACACUACAUCUACCACAGGGUGGCCAGCAUGAUUUCCCAGUUCACCAAGGGGCUGGACAGCUGUGGUGGAUUGUGGGAAACGGUGCAGUCCCACUGGGAGGCGUUUGUGCCGGUCAUGACGAGCGCAGAGCAGCAACCCCUGAGCCUGGAAGAGUUCACCCAGCUCUUCACUGUCUGCUACAGCGAUGAGGGCAGCCAGUUCAGGGAGGCCGAAGAGGCAACCGCUCAACACUGGGAAAGAAUCCUUGCCUUGGUUAAUGAUGGCCGGACAGACUUUUCCUUUGAAGAUCUCCUCACCUUCAUCACAGGAGCUGACCAUCUUCCUCCUCUUGGCUUCCCCAGAUCCAUCUCUCUGCGUUUCUACUGUCAGGAUGUGAGCAUGUCCAGCGUGCGUCUGCCCCACACCUCCACGUGCGCUCUGGAGCUGUUCCUGCCGAGAGGAGCGACCAGCACCCAACAUCUGUGUGCACUGCUGAGUAGAGCCGUGCACGAAUCCCUGGGCUUCGGACACAUCCAGGCCGAGGGAGAUGGCGAGGGCAUCUGCUUCGAGGUGGUGGUAUGAAAUGAAAGGGUGUUAAGCAGAUGGCCUCCAGAGCAUUACACUUCAGUUCCCAUGAAAGAGGACUUCAUGGGAACUGACACUCCAACAUGUGACAGACAAGACAGCAGUUAAACAAUGAGCGCUGGUCUGUGAGCAGUUUAAGUCCAAGAGUAUUGACGAUAUUAGUCAUAUAUAUGAGCCAAAUACGGACCCUGGAUCAGUGUUCAUGUUAUUUGAGGCUGUACAUAUUCAUGCCACACACACAAACACAUGUACAGGAGCAGCUGUGCACAGAUAUUCCUCUGGGUGAAGGGUGUUAUGGAUAUAAAAUGAUUAUAAAAGUGAUUUUUAAGAACAAUUGUAGAGAAUGGAAUCUGUGACUGAGAUAGUAGUAAUGCCAGUGUUUUGUCACUAGAGGUCGCUGUUACAGUUCAGACAUCAUGAACUGUGGCAACAUGUUCAGCUGCUGGCACAAAUAAGAUGAAGUGACCUCCACUGGUAAUCUGAGUAACACAAGUCAGUCAUCCAAUUUUGUUUUAAUCUUAUCUUUUAAUAUGCUGUUUCACUCUAAGGUGUUGUUUUAUACACAUGCACACACACACACACAUACAUGCACAUACAAACAAAUACAGACACAUCAGAUAACCUCCUCUUACAUCUUAAAGAGGUGCUAUCUUUUCAAGACUUGGAUUUUACAUCCUGCAGCUGAGAAAAGUAAUUUAAAUUCCUUGCUUAUUAUUCUGUGUUAAUUUAUUGAAGGAAUAUUUUACUGUACUUAACAUUAAUAAUUUCACAUUAUAUUUUAAUUUGCAUUUGUAUUUUCACAAAACAAAUUUAAAGCGUUGUACAUUCUUUAAAAGUGAAUAAAGCGUUUUCUAAGUCACUCUAAAACAAAAAAUGUGUUUAUCACUGUCCAAGAACACACAAGGCAUAUGUUAAAUAUACAUCAAUAUAAUAAAUGGAAUACACCCAUUCUUGACAUAAUGAGACAAAUUUGAUUCACAAACAUAUAUGUGCAAGUUCGACUUUGGUCAGCUGCUGGUUGUUUUUAAACUGUUUUUAAACACAUAAAGUGACUUAUAAGAUCUCAGCAAGGGAUGAGCAGUAGAAAGAAGGCAUAUUCAGCUAUACAGUGCAUCAUCCAAAAAAAAAAAAAAAAGUAACAUUAAAAAAGUUAGAAAUGUUUGGACAUGACUUCAUAUAUGGCUCUUACCAAAUAACAAACUAAUAAUUUGGCAAUCAUUAUAUCUCGGGAAGUUUCAAAGACAUUUUAUUUACAAACUAUUGCCAGCAAUGCAGCAUAUCAACCUAAAACUCAGUGAAAAGAAGUUCAGAUAGGAUAGCUCAACAAAAUGUGCAACACUGUUCCUCCUUACUGCGCUCCCCCUCAAAGCUUCUCCUUCAUAUAACUGAUAUAUACUGUACAAGGCAGUCACUCAGUGUGUGGCUGUUUUUCACAGUUUGCUGCAUGGUUCAUACUCUAGCCAUGUUGGAAAGGGAAACCUAAGUGUGUAUUGAAUGCAGCGCACCACUGUCCUUUGGAAUGUGAGAAAAUUCCUCAGGCACAUUUAAAUUUUACCAUUUAUAGUUAGGAGUUACAGUGCUGAAACAGCUUCAACCUCAAGUCAAAGAGCUAGUGGCACGCCGUCUGGCAUACAUGAAGACAAUAAGUUAAAUACACACCAAUAUAAUGAAUGGACUAUAUCCAUUAUGUAUGUGCAAGUUCCCAUAGCCAACCUUAUGAGCCAUCUUUGACUCUGAUUCAGUGUAUUAAGGUCAUUCACCAGGUAUGAAGCACAAAGGUUAGCAGUGAAUGAGUAUUGUCUAACAGUUUUUUUUUUUUUUGUUUUGUUUUUUUUUUAAAUGGAGUA